CGAAGCAUCGCCGCCUCGGGUUCGUUCAUGGAUGGCACAGCGAUCGGUGUGCCAUGCAGAUCGCGCGGUGGCCGCCGCGAUCUCCUCUGCGCAGGGUGGAGGAGGCCAAUGAGUCGGCUGAAGCAGGUUCGCCCCCCUCGCCAUCCUAUGCCCCAGGCCGCCGGCUGCGGCAGCAGCUGGCGCAGUCCCCCAACCCGAGCCUGCAGGAGCAGCUGAAGCAGCGGGAGGAGGAGAUCUUGGAGCUGCGACAGGUGAUCGCCAUGAAGGAUGGCAUCAUCCGCUCCUUGGGCGAAAAGUUGGGCGCCGCCGAGGUGGCUGGGCAGGUCAUCUCGAUGAAGGACCAAGUGAUCCGGCAGCUGCAAGCUGAGCUGGAAGAUAUCCGCGUGGCGCUGGAGCAAGGACCGCGGGACGGCGACCUGAGACCCUUCACGGCUCUGCCCAUUGCUCCUGCAUCUGUGUACAUCCCUUCGCCCGGCAGCUCGGUCGAUGAGCGCAUCGCUGACUUCAGCAACCGCAGAAGGAACCUGGUGCUCUUCACUCGCUUGGAAGAGGAGGUUGCAGACCUGUACCUCUACGGGCGUAUGCUGGUGCAGUGUUUUGAAGACGAUGAGGAGGGUAUUCUUGUGCAGGACUUGGCGAGCCGGGCGAUGAGAUGUUCAGCAUUUCCGAAUUUGUGUGGCACUUUGAAGCUCGGGAGCACGCAGAGCUGGAGCGGCACUUCCUGGCAGCACUGACGGCGCGCCCUGCAGCCACUGCAGGCUUUGAGCCAGCGACAAUCUGAGUUGCCUGGCAAGAAAGGCGCCAAAGUGCGCCAGGUUGCGGGGGCCGGCGGGCCAGCAAAGCUGGUCCCGGAGGGGGCGCGGGGCUGGGGAAGACCCCCUGGAAGCCCGUCCACGCGAGCGCGUGCCGUUGCA
Molecule: messenger RNA, 914 nt
Organism: Effrenium voratum
Lineage: Eukaryota; Dinophyceae; Suessiales; Symbiodiniaceae
Source: the annotation of a GenBank genome assembly